AUGGAAAAUAUCGAGUUUUGGAUUAAGGUGUUUGAGUUGUUGUUAUUUUUAGGCGGGAUAGAAUUAAAUCCCGGCCCUGUUGAUCGUACUCCGCCACAAUCUCAGAUUCAAUCAUCGGCAUCCACAGCAAAACGACAUCGAUCUCCGAGUGAACCUUCAUUGAAAACGGCGAGAUUGGAAGAUUUCUUCCCUUCAAGGUUAGAGUCAAGUAAGUCUAUUCCUAGGGAGGUUAUUUCAUAUUUGGAAGACCGAUUUGAUAAGCUUUUUUCGACGUUAAAUGAGGUUGUUACGAAGAUAGAUUGGUUGGCUAAUUUACAUAAUGAUCAUGACCGGCGUUUAACUCAGUUAGAAGUCAAACUAGGAGAGUUUUCUAAAUUAAAAGACGAUUUGCAACGGGAAAACAGUUUGAUUUUACAUUCUUUGGACAAGGUAUCGAAUGAAAUGAGAAAGAAAAAUAUCUUAAUUAAAGGUUUGACUGAUGAUGAUUCUGAUUUGAAUAGGAAGGUGCAAAACCUAUUUUAUACAUUGACAGGUGAAUCAAGACCUAUUCCAAUGGUUAAGGUAGUGAAAUUUAAUCGAUCAGAUACGGUAUUGGUGGAGUUGCAAUCAUUUGCAGACAAGAAAUUGAUUUUUGCUAAUCUUGGAAAGAAAAAAGGUAACGAGGCAUUAAAAAAUAUACAAAUUUUUGAUGAUUUAUGCUGGCGCUCAAGAUUGAGACGGAGAAAGCUUUUGCCAUUUCUACAUGCUUAUAGGUUGGAAGGCAGGCGAGUUCGAUUGUUGGCUGAUGUUUUACAGGUUGCCUCUGAGAGAUUUACCUAUGAUUUGGCUAGAGGAGAAUUACUGAAACUCGAUUUUUUAGUGGAAAACCGUGUGGUAGAUUCUCAAAUUGUUCCCUCUUCGAUUCAAGGAAGUGUACAGUUGGAUUAA
This is a messenger RNA of Centruroides sculpturatus (bark scorpion), 927 nucleotides long. RefSeq lists its product as uncharacterized. The coding region runs from base 1 to 927 and encodes 308 amino acids. The record is from RefSeq and is a predicted model, not a curated record. The transcript has a single exon. Lineage: Eukaryota; Metazoa; Arthropoda; Arachnida; Scorpiones; Buthidae.